GCUACUUCCGGCUAGCCAGGUUUUCAAAAUGUUUAUCAAAGCCUUUGUUUACCAUAUAACGGAAGAACUGGGCAAGAAAGAUGAACCUUUUAAAAUAGAUGAAACAAGAUGGGUGAUCCCUGUUUCAGCAGAUUUGACGGAAACAAGUGAAACGAUCCUGAGGUCAUGUGCACAGCAGGUUGUGUUGCUAAUGUAACAGUAAUCAAGACAGCUACUCUUGGAAUCAUAGAAAAGUUUCGCAGAAUAGGCAAUGAUUGCGGUGGCACAGCACUAGAUAACAGAUUUUUAGAUCUUUUAGAUACUAUAUUUGGUAAAUCAGUGAUGCAAUCAUUAAACAGAGAGGCUCCCGAUGCUCAUCACGCUAUUAUUAGGGAAUGUGAACAAAUAAAAAGAAAUGUUGAAGGAAGUCAAGACAAAAUAGAAAUGAGAGUUCCAUAUGCAUGUCUAAAUAAUAUCUGCUUAAAGAUCCGUGAUGAGAGUUUAUUCAAUGUAAUUUCAACUUCUAAAUAUAGCAAUGACAUCAUUCUGAAGGGUGAUUUUCUGCGAAUUGAGGCCGAUAUAGUGCAUACGUUAUUCAAGACAACUAUUAACAAGAUUAUAACGCUGAUGGAAGACGUUUUCACAGAAUAUAGAGAUUCACAUAAAGUGACAGCCAUCGUCAUGAUCGGUGGUUUUUCUGAAUGUAUGUUAGUUCAAGAAGCUGUUCGACAAAAGUUCUUUCACAAAAGCGUUAUUGUUUCGAACGAUGCUUAUAUAUCAAUGGUGAAAGGAGCUGUUGAGUGUGGAAGUCGGUCUUGUCAGUAAACAGGAAUCCAAUCAUAUUAAGUUUGAUUCUUGUUCAUAAAAUUGAAGCACAAAUAUAUAAACUCAAUUAGCUAUAUAAAAAUAGCAGCAAAACAGCAAAGUUAUAGGUAUUGAAUUAGAUAGAACUUACCAUACUGGACAAUCGAAACACACAUUCUAGAAAAUAAUUUUUUAAUAUCACUCAAAUGCAUAUUUGGAAGUACGAAACAUAUAUAUAUAUUGUAUAGCAAUAUAAAAUUUCCCACAGAAAGUAACCAAAAGUUAGCGUGCAAUAAAAUUUCAAUAAAUAUUCAAAAUUCAUGACGUCAUCAACGUCAAUUUCUUAGUUUAAACCA
Molecule: messenger RNA, 1139 nt
Organism: Mytilus trossulus (common blue mussel)
Lineage: Eukaryota; Metazoa; Mollusca; Bivalvia; Mytilida; Mytilidae
Product: heat shock 70 kDa protein 12A-like
Exons: 2
Coding region: 166-804 (212 amino acids)
Source: RefSeq, a predicted model, not a curated record